Molecule: messenger RNA, 889 nt
Organism: Pipra filicauda (Wire-tailed manakin)
Lineage: Eukaryota; Metazoa; Chordata; Aves; Passeriformes; Pipridae
Gene: MRPL21
Product: mitochondrial ribosomal protein L21
Exons: 7
Coding region: 144-722 (192 amino acids)
Biological process (GO): translation
Cellular component (GO): mitochondrial large ribosomal subunit; ribosome
Molecular function (GO): RNA binding; structural constituent of ribosome
Source: RefSeq, a predicted model, not a curated record
UGACCUGGAGUUUGAGCAAGCAGACGCCCCUCCGCUGCAAUUCCUUCAGGGAGACGCUCUCCUGCCAUGCCCUGGGAAUCACACAGGGGUGAGAACACCAUGGGGAUGAGGUCAAGAAUCAAAGCUCCAGGUGACAGAGCGGAAUGACCUUGUCCUGGCUCCUGGCACCCCUCUCCUCGUGGCUGGCCUUCCUGCUUUCGGCCGCGGUCCGGCACCGGAGUUCCCAGAGCACGUCACUGCAGGAAGGUCUUGUUGCCAAAACUUCCCUGUCUUCACCCCCGUGGCCUGAAGUGCCAAAACUUCCAGAUCCAGUGGAAGAAGCCAAGUAUCAUGCAGAGCUGGUGCAGAAGGUGAACGGGAUGAUCUCGGCGGGGGAGUACGGGCGGCUCUUUGCCGUCGUCCACUUCGCCAGCAAGCAGUGGAAGGUCACCAGUGAAGACCUGAUCAUGAUGGACAACGUGCUGGAGGCUGAGUGUGGAGACCGGAUCCGGCUGGAAAAGGUUUUGCUGGUUGGUGCUGACGACUUCACGCUCAUUGGAAGGCCACUGCUGGGGAAAGACCUGGUCCGCGUGGAGGCCACAGUGAUUGAGAAGACGGAGUCGUGGCCCAAAAUCCACAUGCGCUUCUGGAAGAGGCACAACUAUCAGAGGAAGAAAAUCAUUAGGAACCCCCAGACCGUCCUCCGGAUCAACACCAUCGAAAUCUACCCGUGUUUGUCCUGAUUGAUUGGGGGGGGGGGAAGGUGUGGCUGGGAAUCAUCGUUGCUCCAGGCAAUCAUGGAAACAAAACUGCCUCAGCACUGGAAAGUCCUGGACUUGCUGCUGUAGUGGGAAAUGGAAACUUCUACGUGCUGUCUUUUCAAAAUAAUGAAAUAUUUUUUGAACUGUCA